AUGUUCGUUUCGUCUCCGCUCUCGUUCAUUGAAAAUCAGUGCUAUGAUCUUCUGACCUCAAUUGCUGAUUUAACUACCGUCCCAGAUAUGGAUAACCAUUUGCAAAAGGUAAUCAUAUCAUGCUGUUUCAUAUUGUGUUCAUAUUUGCCUCAUUAUUUUUGCUUUAUAGGCUUACAAACUCUAUAA
Molecule: messenger RNA, 186 nt
Organism: Angiostrongylus costaricensis
Lineage: Eukaryota; Metazoa; Nematoda; Chromadorea; Rhabditida; Metastrongylidae
Source: the annotation of a GenBank genome assembly